Molecule: messenger RNA, 864 nt
Organism: Humulus lupulus (European hop)
Lineage: Eukaryota; Viridiplantae; Streptophyta; Magnoliopsida; Rosales; Cannabaceae
Product: mavicyanin
Exons: 2
Coding region: 149-691 (180 amino acids)
Cellular component (GO): plasma membrane
Molecular function (GO): electron transfer activity
Source: RefSeq, a predicted model, not a curated record
UUCCCAUUUCAAUUGCCUUUGUUGGCCCCAACUUGGUUAACUCCAAAAGCUUUAUAAACACCAGAAGACAAGCCUUUCCUUUGUCUCAACCACACCUCAAAACAAACCCAAUUAACUAGCUUUAUUCUCUUCAGUGUCUGUAUUAGCCAUGGCCUUUGUGGUGAGGGUUUUGGUCUUUGUGGCUCUGACAUUGAUGGAGCUUUCUAUGGCUGCCAUUUACAAGGUUGGAGACUCUUCUGGGUGGACCACCAUUGGUAAUGUCGAUUACAAACUAUGGUCUGCUACUAAGAACUUCCAAGUUGGUGAUAUAAUAAAAUUUGAGUACAAUGCUCAGUUUCACAACGUGAUGAGAGUGACACAUGCAAUGUACAAGACAUGCAACGCCUCACUACCUUUGGAAACUUACACCACAGGCAAUGACACCAUUACCAUCAAGACUCGAGGCCACCACUUCUACAUGUGUGGUGUUCCCGGCCACUGUCAGGGGGGCCAGAAGGUUGACAUCAACGUUCCUCGAACUGUGUCUACCGACAUUGCUCCCACUCCUUUGGUUUCGGUCUCUCCUCCGGCUCCAGCAGUCAAGGCGCCUGCGCCAGCUUCCAAUGUGGCUUCUCAGAAGAGUCAUUCUGUUUUGCUUGGUUUGGCUGGUGCUGUGGUUUUUGUAGUCUUCGGCUCAUCUAUUCUUGCUUAGUUGCAUGUUGAGAAUGUGUUUAUUUUAGCAUAUUUUUUUAUAUAAAUUUUUUUUUGUUCUCCUCUUAUGUCUCUUUGGUGGCUAAAGAGUUUGUUUCUCAAAUGUACUCGAGUUGUACAAUCUUUUAAAUAAGUUUUUUCAAUAAUAGUAGUAGCACAAUCUUGAAUCUUUUA